AUGGCUGCGACAACAGAGGAGGAGGGCUUGCCACAGUCUCGAGGCUCCUACAGCCCAUCCGAAAUCGAACGCUUAGGACGCGAAAGGCCUGAGGUCUUUACUUCAAUAUGGAUGGAGCUGGGCUUUUGCUUCGCUCUCCUCGGGUCCAUGUUCGUGGCGGAAUACUUCAUUUCUGGCUUUAAUAUUCUCUUACCAGAGCUUACCACAGCUCUCGACAUUCCUUCCAACGCACAAACAUGGCCCGCUAGCGUAUUCUCGCUGGUCACGGGCGCCUUCUUACUACCAUUGGGACGACUAGCCGACAUGUUUGGAGGCUACAUCGUCUUCUGUUCUGGUCUGGUCUGGUUCUUGGUCUGGAGCAUCAUCGCUGGCUUCAGUCAGAACUACGUUAUGCUCAUUGUAUGCCGAGCACUCCAAGGCUUCGGACCAGCUGCAUUCCUACCUUCUGGCAUCAUGUUACUCGGUAGCAUUUACCGCCCUGGGCCCCGCAAAAACCUGGUCUUCAGUUUGUACGGCGCCUUCGCCCCCGUGGGAUUUUUCACUGGCAUCUUCUUUGCAGGUGUCUCAGCCCAAGUGAUUAACUGGGGCUGGUUCUUCUGGAUUGGGGCCAUCAUCCUUGCGAUUGUCGCAGUAGUAUCGUACUUCUGCGUCCCGAACCGAGAGGAAGAUCGACCCGACCAGACGAUCAAAAUGGACUGGUUGGGCACGGCAACGGUCAUUCCAGGCCUGGUGCUCAUCAUUUUCGCUCUCACUGAUGGCAGUCACGCUCCACAGGGAUGGGCUACGCCAUAUAUUCCUGUUACAUUCGCCAUCGGCUGCCUCUUCAUUGCCGCCUUCGUGUACAUCGAGGGCUGGGUCGCAGAACAGCCUCUUCUCCCUGGCGACAUGUUCGAAGUCAAGGGUAUGAAGCCACUUGCGCUCGCCCUGUUCUUCCAGUACGGAACUUUCGGUAUCUUCCUCUUCUAUGCCAGCUUCUACAUCGAGCAAGUCGUCGGUGCUGGACCUCUCCUUACGGCAGCAUGGUUCACACCCAUGUGCGUCGGUGGCCUGAUCCUCGCAACUGUCGGCGGUCUUGUACUUCAUUUACUGCCUGGUCGCAUAUUAUUGCUCAUAAGCGGCGCUGCAUACAUUCUCUCGACACUUCUCUUCGCCAUCCUACCCGAGUCGUUCAACUACUGGGCUUAUAUCUUCCCCGCUAUGAUCUGCGCGACACUUGGCAUCGACAUCACCUACAAUGUCAGCAAUAUCUUCAUCACCACUUCCAUGCCCAAGGCUCGGCAGGGACUCGCUGGCGCCUUCAUGAACAGUCUACUUUUCCUUGGUAUCGCGUUUUUCUUGAGUUUUGCGGAUCUUGCAGUGAGCGAGACAGAAGAUAAGGGACAGAGACAGAGUUACAAAGUCGCAUUCUGGUUGGCCACAGCUCUGUCUAGACUUGCGGCUUGA
This is a messenger RNA of Parastagonospora nodorum SN15, 1443 nucleotides long. RefSeq lists its product as hypothetical. The record is from RefSeq and is a predicted model, not a curated record. Gene Ontology annotation, cellular component: membrane. The coding region runs from base 1 to 1443 and encodes 480 amino acids. Lineage: Eukaryota; Fungi; Ascomycota; Dothideomycetes; Pleosporales; Phaeosphaeriaceae. Gene Ontology annotation, biological process: transmembrane transport. Gene Ontology annotation, molecular function: transmembrane transporter activity. The transcript has a single exon.